Molecule: messenger RNA, 2078 nt
Organism: Bolinopsis microptera
Lineage: Eukaryota; Metazoa; Ctenophora; Tentaculata; Lobata; Bolinopsidae
Exons: 6
Coding region: 505-1506 (333 amino acids)
Source: RefSeq, a predicted model, not a curated record
GCCCUGGAGGAAGUGCUUCAUCGUGUUCUAACUGUCCUUCUGGGAAAGAAGUGGCACCUAGUUAUAUUGGUACUUCAGAAAGUGACUGUUCUUUCAGGGAAGAGAUAGGGGAAAACUUAAUUCUAAACCUGUCGUGUGAUGAUGGAGAAUACCUAGAGAUAGAGAACGCAAAAUACUGGGCACCUCAUUUUUCGUUAUGUACUAUACUUGAAAAUGCUUUUCCUCAAACUAGGGAUCAUUGCCGUUAUAAGGGAUCAUGUUCGCUAGACACGACCCCGAAUAGAUUCUAUGUUGAUCCAUGCUGGGGUCAGUGGAAGAAACUGAUAGUAUGGUACAAGUGCCAGACAUGUGACGAGGGAGAACUGUUACUUGAGGGGGUAGGGUGUGAAGAAGUUCCAGUUGACGGAGGCUGGUCUGAAUUCUCGGAAUGGUCUGAGUGCUCGGCUGCAUGCGGAGGAGGAUCUCAAAGUAGAAGCAAAAGUUGUUCCAACCCUGCUCCAGAAAAUGGAGGGGCUGAUUGCGAUGGAGACGAUUCGGAAUCUCAAGACUGCAAUGCUGACCCUUGCCCAGUUGACGGAGGAUGGUCUGACUUUUCUGAUUGGUCUGAGUGCUCGGUUGCAUGCGGAGGAGGAUCUCAAAGUAGAAGCAAAAGUUGUUCCAACCCUGCUCCAAAAAAUGGAGGGGCUGAUUGCGAUGGAGACGAUUCGGAAUCUCAAGACUGCAACGCUGACCCUUGCCCCGUUGACGGAGGAUGGUCUGACUUUUCUGAUUGGUCUGAGUGCUCGGUUGCAUGCGGAGGAGGAUCUCAAAGUAGAAGCAAAAGUUGUUCCAACCCUGCUCCAGAAAAUGGAGGGGCUGAUUGCGAUGGAGACGAUUCGGAAUCUCAAGACUGCAAUGCUGACCCUUGCCCAGUUGACGGAGGAUGGUCUGACUUUUCUGAUUGGUCUGAGUGCUCGGUUGCAUGCGGAGGAGGAUCUCAAAGUAGAAGCAAAAGUUGUUCCAACCCUGCUCCAGAAAAUGGAGGGGCUGAUUGCGAUGGAGAUGAUUCGGAAUCUCAAGACUGCAACGCUGACCCUUGCCCCGUUGACGGAGGAUGGUCUGACUUUUCUGAUUGGUCUGAGUGCUCGGUUGCAUGCGGAGGAGGAUCUCAAAGUAGAAGCAAAAGUUGUUCCAACCCUGCUCCAGAAAAUGGAGGGGCUGAUUGCGAUGGAGAUGAUUCGGAAUCUCAAGACUGCAACGCUGACCCUUGCUCAGUUGACGGAGGUUGGUCUGAAUUCGGGGAAUGGUCUGAGUGCUCUGUUACAUGCGGAGGAGGAUCUCAAAGUAGAAGUAGAAGUUGUUCCAACCCUGCUCCAGAAAAAGGAGGGGCUGAUUGCGAUGGAGACGAUUCGGAAUCUCAAGCCUGCAACGCUGACCCUUGCCUUUGGAGAGACGACAAUAAAUGUGGUCCGACGGUCCCCCUCGCGGAUGGCUCUCCCAGUCAGUGUAACCCUGACCACCCAUUAGGCGCUGUUUGCUGUUCUAAGUGGGGACGAUGCACAAACAAACAAAAAUGGUGUACUUGUCUUACCUGCGUCAACUACGGCCGAAAAGAAUUAUCUCAAAACCUUUGGAGAGACGACAAUCGAUGUGGUUCGAUGUUCCCCCUCCCGGAUGGCUCUCCCAGUCAGUGUAACCCUGACCACCCAAAAGGCGCUGUUUGCUGUUCAAAGGGUGGACGGUGCUCAUCCCAAGAAAAAUGGUGUACUUGUCCUACCUGCGUCAACUACGGUCGAAAAUAGAAGUUAAGAACAUAUCGUCGCUUAGAAAAACAGCAGAUGGGCGUAAACGAAUUUGAAGCAGGAUUUGGACAAUUUCUCGUCGAGAGAGCACUAAGAUUUUGAUAUUUGUAAAGAGGUCAAACAUAUUUGUUUGAUAUAUGACAGUGCAAUUCUGAGUUUGAUCAUUAUUCAAUACUGGAAGCUUAUUUGUAGUUAUUCGCUGUCAUCUGUCACUGUCAGGAAAUAUGGAUUUCAUCCCCAUUUAUUAUAGUAGUAGUACCCAGAUCUGUACAAUGCAUUGAAAAUAUUUACAACAAA